Molecule: messenger RNA, 6269 nt
Organism: Misgurnus anguillicaudatus (oriental weatherfish)
Lineage: Eukaryota; Metazoa; Chordata; Actinopteri; Cypriniformes; Cobitidae
Gene: col27a1b
Product: collagen, type XXVII, alpha 1b
Molecular function (GO): extracellular matrix structural constituent
Source: RefSeq, a predicted model, not a curated record
AUUUCUGCGGGCUCAGGCGGAUCUUGGACAGUGACCAGACUUAUUUAUUACAGCAUAUAUAUGUGUGUCCUUAUUAAUGUUCAAUCCAAAGAUGUGAUAUGAUACAGUAUGUAAACAUUCUGAAUGGGAGAAUGGUGUAUGUUUUUAUAACACAUUUAUAUCUUUUAUAGAUUAAUAACCCUACAAGAUACUAUUUCAAAUGAGCAAAUUGCCAAGUAGAAGUCAUAAUAAAAAAAUGAAUUGCAGGGAGAGCCAACAACUUUUAGGGAGGACAUGUGAUCCAUAAAUCAUAAAGGCCACAUCCUACUUCACUGAAUCAUCGAUUUUGUAUUUAAAUUUCUGUCUGUUAAAUAGGCUAACAUUGUAUGGUGUGACGGCCCCAAUUUUAUCAUACUAGUAUGUGUUUUAAGCUAUUUAUCUGACGAAAGAAAAAUGAAAAGACAUCUCCCACUGAACCUCUGCUAAGUGCUUAUUCUCGCAAAGACACCUGAGGGCGACAGAGGGAACUAUGUUUCCAUUGCUUACUAAAACUUCAGCAUGCUUACUAAAUACUUGAGACAUAGUCGGCAACUUAACUAAACGUCUGCACUUCACCUUGGACAGUCAUGUCUGUGCCGCUCGGACUUAACUUUCCAGUUGUAUGCAUCAUCGCGUCUGAAGUCAAAUGGAGAACUUUGCGUCGCGCGUCGCCGUCUCUGUGUUAGAUUUGGAAUUUGGGAAUAACUACGGCAUGUAGUGUUGUGCUGCACUGUUGCAUUCAGUCUUUGAAAUUAUGAUAUGGAAGUAUUCAACAAAUCUACCAUGUGUUGACUGCACUAAACACUACGGAGGAAGUAUGAAGUAAGCGCGAUGGAGGCGGACAAUGCCCCGGUCUCCAAACUCAAAGCAGCUGGAGUCGGGGGGAGAGCUGUGUUUCUCUGUAUGGUCCUGUACUGUACCUGUUGUCUGGGGUUUGCACAGUCACAGUCUGAAGAUGUGGAUGUCCUGCAAAGGCUGGGAUUGGUCGGAAAAAGACCUCAAGGCGUUAUACCCUUCAAAUCCGGAGUUAUCCUAACCCAGAGGGCGCGGAUCGACAUCCCAGUAAAAUCCGUCGUGCCUACGUCGAUGGGCACAACGUUUACGCUUAUCCUAAGCGUGUGUUCUCAUCGCAUUAACAAUGCUUUCCUCUUCACCACUGUGACGAAGAGAAAAAGACUGCAACUGGGAAUGCAGUUCAUCCCUGGGAAAAUCUUAGUUUAUUUGGGCCAGAACACUGUAUAUUUCAAUUAUGACGUUCACAAUGGCCAGUGGCACAACAUGGCUUUGGAAUUCCAAGCUCAGAGUGUUACGUUAUAUACUUCUUGUGGGAAAAUGAGCGUACAUGCAAAUUUGCAUUUUAAAAACGAAGAAACCCUGGAUCCGGAGGGCUCCUUUCGUUUGGGAAAAAUGAGCCAGAACUCUGUGCAGUUUGAAGGAGCCAUAUGCCAGUUUGAUAUACAUCCUUCUGCUAAGGCAGCUCACAAUUAUUGCAAGUACAUUAAAAAACAGUGCAGGGAAGCUGACACCUUUCGGCCAAACCUCUCUCCUCUUUUACCGCUGCUGCCUUUGGACCCUAAUGUGUCUGUCACGGUCCAGACCCCGAUCGACAGACAUAGUCCUAGUUUUUCACUACGAGAUACACAAAGCAAGGUGCAAACCUCGCAAGGUCUAAACACAUCCACUUUAAUCUCAUCUUACCCUGCUGCUGUCCUGUCUGUACAAAGCACAGUGCCACCAACGAUACCCCAGCCCACAUUACAGCUCCCCCUACAGGCAACGGCGCACACUGUCAUGGCCGCCCUCGCAGUGGGAACAUCACCGAAGCCGACUCAACAAAGCACACCUACGAAGAACCUCCUGAGGACAACUGUAAAUAACAUGUUACAAGACAAUGGAACGGAUGUUACUAUCAAACCAACCACAAAUAAAAUGGAUAUCCCAACUUCUGCAACAACAAAAUUCAGUAUGGCAGACAUGACAACAACUCCGUCACAGAGAUUUUCCUUCGUCGAAGCAAAACACACCUCAUUUAUUUCUGUCACCCCUGCUGCCACAGACGGUUUUCAAACCUUUGACCUGGAACCAACCCAGUACUCCCUCUUGGCUGGGAUACCUGGACUGAAAGGGGAACCUGGACCACCAGGACCUCCAGGACCCCCUGGCAAGCCAGGAUUAGCAGGAAAAAGAGGGCCUAGGGGUCCGUCUGGUCCACAUGGAAAACCAGGACUCCCAGGACCACCCGGACCCAAGGGAAGAAAGGGAGACCCGGGAAUUUCACCAGGCAGAGCACCAAGUGGAAUAAAAGGAGACCUUGGAAUUUCUGGGCUACCUGGACUCGUCGGUCAAGCGGGCCGUAAGGGACAGAAAGGCCACCCUGGUCCACCUGGCCACCCAGGAGAUCAAGGAGAAAGAGGACUUGAUGGAAGCCCAGGUGCCAAAGGUUAUCCUGGCAGGCAGGGUUUGCCAGGGCCUAUAGGAAACAUGGGGCCGAAGGGAGAACACGGCUUCAUUGGAAUCUCCGGCGUCUUCGGUUUUCCCGGUCCUGAUGGAGAAAGAGGCUUACCUGGCGUUCCCGGGAAGAAGGGCAAGAUGGGUAGGCCGGGCUUUCCAGGAGAUUUCGGGGAACGAGGACCACCAGGACCUGACGGAAACCCAGGGGAGAUGGGUUCACCAGGCCCUGUUGGCAUCCUAGGCCUUAUUGGUGACAUGGGACCUGUUGGAACUAUUGGUCUUCCUGGACCAGUGGGACUACAGGGUGUGCCAGGAAGCCCAGGGGAACCAGGACUGAAAGGUGAUAAGGGUGAAGUCGGUUUGCCCGGGCAACCAGGAGAACCUGGAUUUCAGGGUGACAAGGGCAUUCAGGGCUUACCCGGUUUACAGGGUAUUCAAGGGAAGCCAGGGCCACAGGGAAAGCGUGGAGAUCCCGGGCCGGAGGGUUUGCAAGGUCCACCUGGUCCUGAGGGUUAUCCAGGGGAUAUCGGAGCACCAGGGCAAAAUGGUGUCGAGGGCCCAAAGGGAACUGCAGGAGCGAGAGGGCUUCCAGGUCCUAUAGGAGUUCCUGGACCAGAGGGAGAUCAGGGCCCAACAGGACCAGCUGGUGAUCCAGGACUAGAGGGCAGACUGGGGAGGAAGGGUUUUCCUGGAAGUCCAGGGGAAGAUGGAAUGAAGGGAGAGCCUGGAAUUACAGGAGAGGCUGGGAUGCUUGGUGAGAGGGGUUCUGCUGGUUUCAUUGGGCCUGUCGGUGAGACGGGGGUUGCUGGAGAAAAGGGGGAUCGUGGUGAGAUUGGGCUGCCAGGACCACCCGGAGAAAAAGGAGCAAUGGGACACCCAGGGGCUCCAGGUGAGAGGGGACCAUCAGGACCAGCAGGUACACCAGGGCCUCUCGGUUCCAGAGGACUCGGUGGCACGAGGGGACCCAAAGGCGAAAGGGGUGCAAGAGGACCGGACGGAGCAGUUGGUGAAAAAGGGUUAAUGGGAAUCCAGGGUCCUGAAGGGCCACCAGGAAAAGAGGGUUUUACCGGACCAAUGGGUAAAAUUGGUGAAACUGGUGAAGCAGGAGCGACUGGAUUUCUGGGUGUUCCAGGACCAACUGGACCUCCAGGAGCGAAGGGAAUUUUAGGAGAACCUGGUCUGUCAGGGCCACCUGGAACUGUAGGUCCAUUGGGUGAGAUUGGAGCAAUGGGUCUGCCGGGAAAAGCUGGAGAGCGGGGCUUACCAGGUGAACCAGGAGAGAAGGGUGAUGUUGGAUCUCCUGGUAAUAUGGGAGAGCAAGGCUUGAUUGGACCUAGAGGUGAUCCUGGUCCUGAUGUGGAGGCUGGUCCGGGUGGUCCUGAUGGAGCUAAGGGUGAAAAGGGAGAUGCAGGAAUGGAGGGUGAAAUGGGUGAAAGAGGCAACAUCGGACAUAAAGGAGAUGAAGGCCGUUCCGGAGAUCCCGGCUUGACAGGCAUCAAGGGCCCUGAGGGCAAACCUGGCAAAAUUGGGGAGAGGGGAAAACCAGGAGAGAAGGGCAGCAAAGGUCACCAAGGUCACCCUGGUGAGAUGGGACCAAUCGGAGAAGAGGGUGCUAUGGGUUUCAUCGGGCCAAAAGGAAGUCGAGGAUCUAUUGGAUCUGUGGGUGUUCUUGGAAAAAUGGGUCAGCUGGGAGAACCUGGUUUAGCGGGAUACGAAGGUCACCAAGGACCACCAGGUCCAAUGGGAAGCCCAGGACCAAAAGGUGACAAGGGAGAGCAAGGAGAUGAUGGGAAGGUUGAAGGUCCACCUGGUCCACCAGGUGACAUCGGGCCGGUCGGCAACAGGGGAGAGAGAGGAGAACCAGGCGACCUUGGAUACCCAGGUCAUGAAGGAGUGCGAGGGGAAAGAGGAAAACCAGGUGCUCCUGGAGUGCCUGGAAAUUUUGGACCAAAAGGUGAUUCAGGGCACAAAGGUUCCAAAGGCGAUAAAGGUCCAAAAGGUAAAAACGGUCCUCGGGGUGAAUCUGGAGUUCGAGGGUCACCUGGUGCUGUUGGUCUUUCUGGUCCCAGAGGAGUUAUUGGUCGUGAGGGACUUGAGGGUCAUCCCGGUGUAGAUGGACUUCCUGGAAAAGAUGGAGCUAAAGGAAUGCCAGGUGAGCAUGGAAACGACGGGGAGGUCGGAAUGCCAGGAAAACCAGGUCUUCAAGGCAAAGCAGGUGCACAUGGUUUGCCAGGAAUUCAAGGCUCUUUUGGGCCAAAGGGUGAAAGGGGUCUUCCUGGCCAAAUUGGACCUCCGGGCAAUAGAGGAUUUUAUGGAGGAAUGGGAUUUCCUGGUAAACAGGGUGACAGAGGAAUCAAAGGGCAACCUGGUGAUGCUGGUGAACAGGGAUUUCCUGGAGUUUUUGGAAUAUUUGGACCAAAGGGUCCACCCGGAGACCUUGGGCCAGCAGGCAUCCAGGGCCCAAAGGGUCCAAAGGGUUUAAUGGGGAUGCAAGGAUCCUUUGGACCGGUUGGUAUCAUUGGCCCGAGUGGUAAUCCUGGACCGCAAGGAAACAAAGGAAGUAAAGGGGAAAUGGGUGCUCAGGGACCAAGGGGACUUCCAGGACCUCGCGGACCACCUGGACCUCCUGGACUUCCCAGUGUAUCUCUUGCUCUUGAAAACGAGGCCCUUGGUGCUACUUCACAUGUUAUUGUUGAUUCCCGCUCAGCAUUUAGGUCAGAGAGUUAUCAAGACGCUGACCUUCCAAUGUUGGACCAGGGAACAGAGAUCCUAAAGACCCUGCACUACCUCAGUACCCUGAUCCGCAGCAUCAAGAACCCAACGGGAACGCAGGAGAAUCCGGCCAGAAUGUGCCGAGAUAUGUUUGACUGCGAGCAUAGGUUGAACGAUGGUGCUUACUGGAUAGAUCCUAAUCUGGGCUGUUCCUCUGACAAUAUUGAGGUGACCUGUAACUUCACCAGUGGAGGACAGACCUGCCUUAAACCAGUAGCUGUUUCCAAGUUGGAGAUUGGUGUCAAUCUGAUCCAGAUGAACUUCAUUCAUCUCCUGAGCACUGAAGCUGUACAGAUGAUCACCAUACACUGCCUGAAUGUCCCUGUUUGGGCAGCAGGGGACGCCAAAAUCCCAUUCUCUAAUGCAGUGUUUUUUAAAGCCUGGAAUGGACAGAUAAUCGAGUCGGGUGGAUUCAUCGAGCCUGAUGUGAUAAAGGAUGAGUGUUGGAUCACAGAUGGACGAUGGCAUCAGGCACAGUUUGUUUUUCAGACGCAGGAUCCAAACUUGCUGCCCAUUGUGGAGGUCUACAAUCUGCCGAGCACUAAACCCGGCUCACGUUAUCACCUGGAGGUGGGACCUGUAUGCUUUUUAUAACAAAGCAAGAAGCCCUGAAUACACACAAAUCACAGAGGCUCUUUAUGCCUAGAGGACCAUGAAGACAUAAAUAUACUCCUCUCUUAAGCCUGGACUGCAGACUUUAUACACGAGGACAGAUAUGUCUGGAGCUGCUUUGGAGAAAACAAGACUCUCAGAUGCUCUCUUGACAAGGACUGGAUGUUUGUUUUGUAGAUGUGCUUAUAAACAUUUACAGACUUCUAGAAGUCUUAAUUUAUUCAUAGAGAUGUUUUCCGCAUAUGAUUUGUGUGGGAAAACCACAAAUGUAAGGCAUUUAUUUGUAUUGAAGUACUUGUUUUGUAUUUUAUAGUUAUACAUGAUCAUGUGUAUUUAUACGUGUACAUGUGCGAGUAUGUAUAUUUUCUGUAAAGUGCAAUAGAGAAGAUUUUUUUUAAACGUUUGCGCACUCAAAA